This is a messenger RNA of Adelges cooleyi (spruce gall adelgid), 1337 nucleotides long. RefSeq names its product zinc finger BED domain-containing protein 4-like. The record is from RefSeq and is a predicted model, not a curated record. Bases 1 to 1299 code for a protein of 432 amino acids. The transcript is spliced from 2 exons. NCBI's taxonomy places the organism in Eukaryota, Metazoa, Arthropoda, Insecta, Hemiptera, Adelgidae.
AUGAGGUAUUGGGUGCAUGAUGACGUUGAACAAAGCGAGAAUGAACAGAUAGCUAUUUCAACUGGUCAAACAGUCUCUACACCCAAUGGUCAAACUGCCUCGACAUCCACAAAUCAAACAGUCUCCACACCCAAUGGUCAAACUGCCUCGACAUUCACUGAUCAAACAGCCUCGACAUCCUCUAAUCAAACAGUCUCUACACCCAAUGGUCAAACUGCCUCGACAUUCACUGAUCAAACAGCCUCGACAUCCACAGAGUCAACUAGCCCUCUGUUUCAAAAACGUUUAAAACGAACGUACAACACAAAAUCAUUAAAAGAUAGGCCAUUAAACAAAGAACGCAAAGAACUUAUAACACAUGGCAUUUGUGAAGUUAUUACUAGUGACUUGCUGCCUUUUUCCUUUGUUGAAAAUGAAGGAUUUAAAAAACUUAUGAAAUUGGUUGAACCUAACUAUCAGAUACCGUGUCGAAAAACAAUAAGUAAUCGUAUAGAACAAUUAUACGAAGAUAAAGUAAACGACACAAAAACUUAUCUCGAAAAUAUUAACGGUAUCGCUCUAACUACUGAUGGCUGGAGUUCAAUGGCUAUAGACUCUUAUAUCACAUACACUGGUCAUUAUUUUGAUAAAAAUUGGAUAUUGCGUAAUUUAACAUUAUCAAUUGACGAAAUCUUAGAAUCCCAUACGGCUGACCACCUUAAAGACGAAAUUUUGGAGGUUGUGGAAAAAUGGCAUUUGUCUAAUAAGGUCACUGGCAUUACACAUGAUAAUGCAUUAAAUAUAUCAAAUGCAGUCAAAAGUUUGGAAAAGGAAUACAAUUUAUACUCAAAUAGAUGCGCAGCACACACAAUCCAAUUAGCCAUUAAGAAAGGUCUUAAUGGAAGUGUUUGUAGUCGGAUAUUAAAAGUAGCGUCUUCGAUUGUUGCUGCUUUUAGACAAUCUCCUAAGCGAUCUAAUGCAUUACAGCUAUAUUUACAACAGACGGGUCAAAAACAGUUAGCUCUAGUCCAAAGUUGUCCCACUCGAUGGAAUUCGUCCUUAGCAAUGUUGGAACGUUUGCUUUUACUGCGCAGGGCUGUUGUGUCAGUCUUAUCGGAUCGAGAGCACUUCAAUGUAAAAACCGCAAAAAAAUUAGAAAUGUUGGAAAACGACUGGGACAAAUGUGAAAUCCUCGUCAAGUUGUUAAAGCCUCUGCAAUUAACCACGACAAUACUAUGUUCUGAGCAGCAAAUAACGAUAUCAAUGGUAAAUAUACAACAUAAUACAAACUUGGUAACAAGCAAUUUUGUUUUUCAAUAAUAUAAAAACAUGUAAAACUUAUUUAUUGUAUUUCAGGU